GAGGGUCCCGGGCAGCCCGGAGGACUGACAGUGACACCGCCACGCCGGCGGUAAAGCCUAUUUUGAUCCCCGCCCUGUUCCUCUUGCUCCUCCUAACCCCUUCCCCCUUCGCCAAUUCCGGUACAGAACUUUAAAAAUAUUCUUCCCAGUUGAAACGUAGGACCAAUUUCGUGAACACCAUCCGGGAUGGUGAACAUGGCGGCGGCCGUAGGGUGUCUCGGUCGAGUCUUGAGACAUCAUCAAAGGCAUUGUCUUUCCAAGAUGGUUUGUCAGACAUCUCUUUAUCCUUGUUCUAUAAACGUUCAGGUGCCCAACAGACAUUUUGCUGCUGCUAAGAAGCCUGCAAAGAAAACAAAAAAAAGUGCUAAAGACAAAGCACCAGAUGAGAAAAAAGAGGACAUAGAGAAAAUAAAGGCAUUACCGUACAUGGAAGGUGAACCUGAGGAUGAUGUCUAUUUAAAACGGUUAUACCCAAGGCAGAUAUAUGAUGUGGAGAAAGCUAUUCACUUACUUAAGAAAUUUCAAAUUCUUGACUUUACUUAUCCAAAGCAAGGUGUUUUUCUUGAUUUGACAUUGGAUAUGGCACUGGGAAAGAAGAAAAAAGUGGAGCCAUUUGCCAGUGUUCUUAGGUUACCAUACCCAUUCUCCUCAGAAGCCAAUAAAGUUGCUGUAUUUACGUGGAAUGCAUCAGAGGUUAAAAUAGCAGAAGAUAACGGAGCUGCUUUUGCAGGAGGAACUAAUCUGAUUCAGAAGAUUUUGGAUGAUGAAAUCCAUGUAGACUUUUAUGUAGCUGUUCCAGAAAUAAUGCCUGAGCUUAAUCCAUUGAAGAAGAAACUGAAAAAAAGAUUUCCAAAGCAUACUCGAAAUUCCAUUGGCCGUGACAUCCCCAAAAUGCUUGAACUAUUUAAAAAUGGACAUGAAAUUAAGGUAGAUGAAGAAAGGGAGAACUUUCUUGAGACCAGGAUAGCAACAUUGGAUAUGUCAAGUGACCAGAUAACUGCCAAUCUGCAAGCAGUUAUUAAUGAUGUUUGUAGGCACAGGCCACUGAGUUUAGGUCCCUUUGUGGUACGCGCUUUCCUUCGUAGUUCAACAAGUGAAGGUUUGUUACUAAAGAUUGAUCCAUUGUUGCCUACAGAAGUAAACACUGAAGAAAGUAGCAAAGAAGCUGCCUAAAUGUGUUGAAUUGUGAAAUUAUUUUUUUAAUGGAUUAAGAAGAGAGAAAAUGAUAAAACUGCAUAAUUUCUGCAUUUGGCGUCUUGUCUUGUUAUUUCUUGACCAUCUUACUUGAAAGUGAAUUUCAACACUGAAAAAAUCUUACACAAUGUCAUGACUAAGAAAAUAAAAUUUUCCCUGUGUCUGAA
Messenger RNA from Lemur catta (Ring-tailed lemur), 1361 nucleotides. RefSeq names its product mitochondrial ribosomal protein L1 (gene MRPL1). Gene Ontology annotation, biological process: translation. Gene Ontology annotation, cellular component: mitochondrion; large ribosomal subunit. The transcript has 9 exons. The record is from RefSeq and is a predicted model, not a curated record. Bases 187 to 1173 code for a protein of 328 amino acids. Gene Ontology annotation, molecular function: structural constituent of ribosome; RNA binding. Lineage: Eukaryota; Metazoa; Chordata; Mammalia; Primates; Lemuridae.